AUGAGCAAAGUUGACGUGAUGAAGUCUGAUACUUUGCUUCAUUUGGAGAGCAAAAGGAGAGCAGAGGAGAGAAGCAGAUCGAACUGUGUAGAGUUUCCUCAGAGCAGUUUAACAGACGAGCAGAACACAGACCUGCUGCAAUGCCAGGACACCACCGAAGACAGCUCUACUGUCAAGUAUAGAAGAUAUGGGUCUCGUCUGGGUGGGGUCAAAGUUCGCCACAAGAGACAGGUGCUGCAGGAUAUGGCUCGACCACUGAAACAUUGGCUGUACAAACACCGGGACAACCCCUACCCCACCAAGACAGAGAAGGUCUUGCUGGCUCUGGGCUCACAUAUGACUCUAGUGCAGGUUUCAAACUGGUUUGCAAAUGCCCGGCGGAGGCUGAAGAACACAGUGAGACAGCCAGACCUGAGCUGGGCCCUGAGGAUCAAACUGUACAAUAAAUACAUCCAGGGAAACGCUGAGAGACUGAGCGUGUGCAGUGAUGACACCAACUCAGAUGAUGAAGAGUGUCCCUUACAAACUCCUAUCAGCCAAUCUGACUUUGGCCGGUCAUCUUCCCACAAGAGCGUGCUCCAGAAACAGGGUAGCGUCCUCGCAAUGGCAGACUCCGCUAACAGUGACGACAGCGUGUCGCCUCCGUCUAAGUACAAGAGCAGUUUACUGAAUCGGUAUCUGAACGACACCCUGCGGCACAUGAUGGCAGCUAAGGCCGAUGGCGUCACCACGGCCCGCAAGAGGAGGAGCCACUCCGAGUCGUUCAGCUCCAACGAAUGUGAUCGAGAUGUUGUCUCCCCGGCGUCGUCCUAUGAAACAGAGGCCAACUUUGUCUAUCACAUGGGUGAGAGCCGCUGCACAGGACAAUAGCACACAUUAAAGCUAUAGUAUGAGUGGAUAUUUGUGCUUUAACACAAAUGUGCAUGCAAUAUCUGUAAAUAGAAUCAGGGAAACAUGUAAUGCAAAACACUCAUAUUAUGUGUAAAAUCGUGAUAUGUAAUCAAAAGAGGGUAGACCGGGAGAAAAAGUGAUGAUAGCACUCCCUGGCCACAGAAAUCAUUAAAGCAUUUUCCUUGUUAAUU
Molecule: messenger RNA, 1082 nt
Organism: Micropterus salmoides (largemouth bass)
Lineage: Eukaryota; Metazoa; Chordata; Actinopteri; Centrarchiformes; Centrarchidae
Product: homeobox protein Mohawk-like
Exons: 4
Coding region: 1-870 (289 amino acids)
Biological process (GO): cell development; regulation of transcription by RNA polymerase II; muscle organ development
Cellular component (GO): nucleus
Molecular function (GO): DNA-binding transcription factor activity, RNA polymerase II-specific; RNA polymerase II cis-regulatory region sequence-specific DNA binding
Source: RefSeq, a predicted model, not a curated record